This is a messenger RNA of Ceratitis capitata (Mediterranean fruit fly), 810 nucleotides long. RefSeq lists its product as uncharacterized. The annotation marks the transcript as partial. The transcript has a single exon. The record is from RefSeq and is a predicted model, not a curated record. Lineage: Eukaryota; Metazoa; Arthropoda; Insecta; Diptera; Tephritidae.
AUUCUGUGUUGGCGAUCGUUUCUACCUGAAUGAAAAUAAAAUUCUCUGCGAAUAUGAUUAUGAAGAACGGCUCGUCUUCGCCUCCAUGGCCAAUCAUCCAAUAUUGAAGCGUCACGCCAAUGCCAUCGGACAGGGCUCACCAACCGGUGCGGGUGCAUUGAUGGGCGGCGGCGGUGGCGGCGGUAGUCCCAACAAUCAUGGUAAUGUUGUGCAAAAUGGUCCACGUACACCUGGCGAUCAUAACAACAAUAACAAUGGUCCACAAGCUGGACCCGGCGGCUCGCCAUUUAAUAAUCUGCAAGUACGUGUGUUAUCACCGGCGUCAACAGUGGCGCAUAUGAAGAACUCAUUGGGCGCGUCCAGCUAAAAUAAAGCCCAAGCCAUGAACGUUGGUGGUGGCGCAAAUUGUGCUGGCGGUGGUGUUGGCGGUCUUGGCGUUGGCGUCAACGUUGGAGCGGCGGCAGCGGCUGCUGGAGUUAGUGGUUGCUAUUAUAAUAACGGUGUAAAUGGCAUUGCUGGCGGUGUGGAUCCAGCUGCUGCUGCCGCCGCUGCUGCAAAUGCUUGUGGCGCCGGUGCCGCUGCCGUCGCCGCUGCCGGUGGUGUGGGUAUUGGUGUUGGUGUGGACGGCGGCUGUAAAAGCUACCAAAGAAAAUAUUACGAUAUAUAAAUUGACUGAAUGAUGAGGGUUUGAUGGUGUGUGUGGGGAGCGUUAUCUUCACAGUACCAACCAGCCAGUAAUGUUGUUUGAGGAUAUACAUACAUACAUACAUAUAUAUUAAAUUAAAUUACAGUAUAAUUGAUAUUGAAUAA